Aplosporella prunicola CBS 121167 is the source of this 1129-nucleotide messenger RNA. RefSeq lists its product as uncharacterized. The coding region runs from base 297 to 866 and encodes 189 amino acids. The transcript has a single exon. The record is from RefSeq and is a predicted model, not a curated record. Lineage: Eukaryota; Fungi; Ascomycota; Dothideomycetes; Botryosphaeriales; Aplosporellaceae.
CCGGCACUCUAUUUGCACAGACAGGCACCCAGCGGACCCCCCUUUGGGGCCUUGGCCCAUCUCGCACACCCGUCGCGAGACGAGCCGGCCGUGGUUGCACUCGCCACGGCCAGGUUACAAGGCUCUUUGGCCGACCAUCUGCCCGCUGGAGCGCGUGCGACGUUGCGCGCCGGGUGUGUGCAGUGCACGCGCCCGGAUGGCUAGGUACCCGUCCACCUCUCCCGCAACCACCCACGCAGCUUGUUUUGAGGAUCCCGCCGCACGUGCUGGAGGGGUAAAGCUGUGAGGAACCCACGAUGCACACACUAGCCAGGUCCUCCAUGCUACAAAACAAAGGACUACCAGGCCAAGGCACCAGGCCGACGUCAGCCUUGGUUCCCGUAGCGUCGUUGUCGCCCAACGCCGUUCCUUCGAUUGCAAUCCAUCGCGUCCUGCGGCUUGCCGGCCCCGCGAUAUCAUCUAUCACAUUCAUUGCCCAUCUAGGCCGCGUCCCGGUACCGGAGCGUGACCGGUCACCCUCAACGCUUCUACUACAUACGUACAAAGUCGUCGCCGGCCCCAGGCCCGACGGUCUUUUUUUCCUCGCAUUACCCCUGGCGGCUACAGGCGAUUCGCUGGCCGGUGGCCGUUGGCGAGGCAGGAACGUCUCGACUGAGGUCGUAGUAUGCAGCCAUCGGCCUAAUUCGAGUCGCGCCCCUGCUUGCUGCCAGCAGAUCUCGUCGCGGAAGCGCAGGGGUCGCGGACCGGAGGAUGCGCUUGGAGGAAUGUCUUGUCUUUUUCAUCAGGUUCGUGUUGACACGUUUGCUCGAUCCGGGCGCGGCGGGCAGCUCGUUUGGGUAAUGGGAUUGCGUUUCCGGAUUACCUAACUAUGGCGUGAGGAGCAGCGAUUCUAGAAUGAGAGGACUCGCUGCCACAGUCUGUCGCGCAUCGGGAUCGCCAUUGGCGGUCGCGGUGGCCGGGCGCUUCCGGGCAAGCUCUGGGCUCGGACAACUUUCCGCAUCUCCAGACUUGGCGACAGCUGGCAUCGGAGAUAAGUGCGCCUUGGCGAUGGUGGCGGCGAGGCUCCUUCGAUAAUCGAUAAGGCCUGGAUGGUGCAGAGGGAAGGAGGGCAUCCAUCACGGGCAUCUAU